AUGAUUGCAUUAUCAAGUACGUCAAAAGUGAAAAUUGAAGUUGAUAACACUGCGAAUAUUAAGUGUCCCGGCCUACGUUGCGACUUCAAUCUAGACAUACUCUCUUGUCGUUCGAUCCUCCCUGUUAAGUUGUUUGAAAAAUGGUGCGAUAUCCUUUUCGUCAAAAUCAUUUUGGAGCUCGAUCAUUGCUAUUGCCCUAAUCAAAAGUGUACAACGUUGAUGGUGAACGAAUGUGGCGGGGAUGUAAAGCGGUCUAUUUGUCAUAACUGUAAACAAGCGUUCUGUUUUAAGUGCAAAACUUCAUGGCACGAUGGUUUUGAUUGCGAAGAGAAUGAAGAAAUUAAGGAUGCUAAUGACGUUGCUUUUGGUGUUCUUGUUGAGAAGAAUAAGUGGAUGAGGUGCCCUAAAUGCAAAUUUUAUGUCUCGUUGAGAAAUAAUAGUUGCACAAAACAAAUGUUCGACAAAAUUCUGUUAUAA
Molecule: messenger RNA, 477 nt
Organism: Impatiens glandulifera
Lineage: Eukaryota; Viridiplantae; Streptophyta; Magnoliopsida; Ericales; Balsaminaceae
Product: E3 ubiquitin-protein ligase RSL1-like
Exons: 2
Coding region: 1-477 (158 amino acids)
Biological process (GO): protein polyubiquitination; ubiquitin-dependent protein catabolic process; positive regulation of proteasomal ubiquitin-dependent protein catabolic process
Cellular component (GO): ubiquitin ligase complex; cytoplasm
Molecular function (GO): ubiquitin protein ligase activity; ubiquitin conjugating enzyme binding; zinc ion binding
Source: RefSeq, a predicted model, not a curated record